Molecule: messenger RNA, 2525 nt
Organism: Zingiber officinale
Lineage: Eukaryota; Viridiplantae; Streptophyta; Magnoliopsida; Zingiberales; Zingiberaceae
Product: probable serine/threonine-protein kinase KCC4
Exons: 3
Coding region: 174-2195 (673 amino acids)
Biological process (GO): protein phosphorylation
Molecular function (GO): ATP binding; protein kinase activity
Source: RefSeq, a predicted model, not a curated record
GAGUAAACUUUUUAUGCGCAUAAAACGACCAGGGGUAGAGAAAACGUUCAAAAAGGGUCGUCAAGAAGAGUUUCUUCUUCUUCUUCUUCUUCUUCUUGGAGUGUUCGCAUCUUGAUCGAAUCCCUCUUGCGCCAAUCAGGGUUUCCAGUGGAGCAGAGAAGAGGUGGGCGGAGAUGGAGCAGUUCCUGAAGGUGGGGGAGUUGAUCGGCAGCCUCAAGUCUCUGAUGGUGUUCCAGGACGAGAUACAGGUCAACCGCCGGCAGUGCGGGUUGCUGGUCGACGCCUUCGAUCUCGCGUUCGCCAGCGUCGCCGAGGAGCUCCGGACCCACUUCCGCUUCGCGGAGAAGCCAGCGGCCAAGUGGCGAGCUCUGGAGCACCCCCUCAAGGAGCUCCACCGCGUGUUGUGCGAGGGCGAGCAAUACGUUCGGUGGUGCCUGGAGCCCGGCGACUGGUGGAACAAAGCCAUCUCGCGCCACCGCAACACCGACUGCGUCGAGUUCCACCUCCACAACCUGCUCUGGUGCGUCCCAGUCGUGCUCGAGGCCAUCGAGAACGCCGCCGAGAGCGCCGACCACGACGACCUCCACAAGAAGAAGCUCAUCUUCUCCAAAAAGUACGAGAGGGAGUGGAUGGAUCCCAAUCUCUUCCAGCAGAAGCUGGGGAAGUCAUACUUGACCUCGCAAGAUUUCUGCAGCAGACUGGACUCCGCUUGGAAAGAGGACUCAUGGAUCCUCUCAGAAACCAUAGCCGAGAGGAGGCUUUCCACCACGAACCCUCUCACAAAACAGGAGAACAAGCUCGCCGAGCUCCUGGUUGGUCCCAGAGGCCACCUGCACCCCAGCUCAGUCCUGAUUGGUUCGCCUGACUACCAAGUCCGGCGAAGAUUUGAGGCCGGGAGCAACCACAAGGAGGUGCAGUGGAUGGGCGAGAGCUAUGUGGUGAAGCAUGCUAUUUGUGAUGUUGAUUCACUGAUGAAUGAGAUCUCCAUCCUAUCAUCAAUCGCCCACCCAAAUGUGAUGCAGUACCUCUACUCGUUCGCCGACGAAGAAAGGACAGAGUGCUUCAUGGUGAUGGAGCUCAUGAACAAGGAUCUCUCCAGUCACAUAAGGGAGGCAUCUUCCUCAAGGAGAAAGGUGCCCUUUCCUCUGCUGGUUGCAGUGGAUACAAUGCUUCAGAUUGCGAGAGGAAUGGAAUACCUCCACUCGAAGAAGAUCUACCAUGGCGACUUGAAUCCUCUCAACAUCUUGGUGAAAACUAGGAACCCUUCCGCAGAGGGAUUUUUGCAUGUGAAGAUCACUGGUUUUGGUCUCUCACCAGCCAAGAAAUCCAAGGCCAUGGCAAAUCCAUGCAUCUGGCAUUCGCCUGAGGUUCUAACACAGCAGCAGUCCGGCAAUGGCUUGAAUUUGACAGAUAAGGCCGAUGUCUAUAGCUUUGGGAUGAUAUGCUUUGAGCUUUUGACAGGAAAAAUUCCUUUUGAGGACAACCACCUUCAAGGUGAUAAGAUGAGCAAGAAUAUCAGGGCUGGUGAGAGGCCAUUGUUUCCAUCUCAAUGCCCAAAGUACCUCAUAAACUUGACAAGGAGAUGUUGGCACUCUGAUCCGGCACACCGACCAAGCUUCGCUUCAAUAUGUAGAGUGCUUCGCUACAUCAAACGGUUCUUGGUUAUGCAUCCAGAUCAAAGCCUUCCAGACAUGCCUGCACCUUCUGUGGAUUAUUUUGACAUGGAGAGUAGCCUUUCUAAAAUAGUCUCAAACUGGGCAAGGAGAGAUGAUCCCCGGGUCUGGGAAGUUCCUUUUCAGAUGUAUGCUUAUCGAGUUCUAGAAAGGGAGAAGACCGGUGCCAAUAUGAAGGACCGGACAUCUGAAUCCGGAAGUGAGGGGGCAUCCAUUUGUGGAGAUGAGAAUGUAUUCAAUGGCAUUCUAGAUGACACACUCUCAAAUUCUACUGAUUCAGUCAAAUUGUCCCUAGAGAGCACCCCAGAUAGGAACAAGAAAACACCAACAAAAUUACUCAAUGGAAAAGCAAAUAUGCAACCAUUAGGUCAGAACCAAAAAACAGGAGCUUUCCUAUCGCCGCGAGGAUCAUGUGGUCAAAGUGUAAAGAGGAAUUCUGAAAGACAAUUCCAACCAGUAGUAAUGAGCUCAGGAAGGCGGCGGACACCCUCAGAUCAUCCCUCUGAAACGGAAUUAGUAUGAGAUUUAAACACUGUUAUAAUCAAGAAUUGUUUUUUUCCCUAGAACGUCAAGCACAAGAUAGCAAGAGUCAUAUUCUAAACCGUCCAGUACUGCAUAGCUACAAUUCUAUCUUGCAGCCUUAGCUUCUUAGUUCAAAAAAUUGCAUAUGCUGAGGUUGUUAAUAGACUCAGCAUAUGUUGAGGUUGUUAAUAUACAGCUGAGUGUUCGAAAGGUUGGCGCUUAGUCAAAUGAACACGCAAUGUCUUUUCCAACUGGUAAUAGAGAAUUAUGAAACACUCAAAUAUGAAAAGAAAAUAAUGAAUGUUUUCAGCUACUUUGUUUACAGUACUA